Messenger RNA from Cylicocyclus nassatus, 564 nucleotides. The record is from the annotation of a GenBank genome assembly. Lineage: Eukaryota; Metazoa; Nematoda; Chromadorea; Rhabditida; Strongylidae.
AUGCUAGAGGAGAAAUACGACGAGGCUCAUAAGAGUCUGGAUCCACAUGCUCAUGCUAAAAGAUGCCAAGAAAGCCGAGCAGGAGGUGUCAUCGUCGUGAUCCUCGAACGACUGUCACAGCUCGGAAUUGCUUUGCCUCCAGGAGCUCAGAGAAUCACUGUUGAAAUGGAGAACAGCUUCAAAAUCAUCCCAACGCGCACGAGAUUAGCAAGAAAGCAGAACCCACAAUAUAAGCCAGAAUACAUCAAUCGCAGGAGAGUCGCAGGAGACCCAGAUUGCAGACCAGAAUACAGCGACUUCCCAGGGCUGCUUGUAUGUAAAGCAAUCAAUGCGUGCAAAUUUUCGAAGGAGCCCGAGCCUAUCUGGACUACUUUGUACGGAUUUGAAGACGACGCAGACCCCACAACGAUUCACGCCUCACCAUACAAUAUGUUUGUCGACCUUAUGCUUCCACCAACGAAUUCUUUGAAAACCGUGGUUUGCUCAUUCGCAUCCCACUUUUUCACGCAAGUAUACCAGGAUUGGAAUGAUAUGCCGACAGGAGUAUACUACAUACUGAAUUGA